This is a messenger RNA of Telopea speciosissima, 562 nucleotides long. RefSeq lists its product as uncharacterized. Bases 20 to 538 code for a protein of 172 amino acids. The transcript is spliced from 4 exons. The record is from RefSeq and is a predicted model, not a curated record. NCBI's taxonomy places the organism in Eukaryota, Viridiplantae, Streptophyta, Magnoliopsida, Proteales, Proteaceae.
UCAUCAUCAUCAUCGUACAAUGUUGAUAUUACAAUACCCUGUUUCCGUCAUUCCCUCUACUACCUCUGUGGGCUUCGACUUGAAUCGCUGCUGCUCUGGUAAUUACGUCGGUUUUGGCGGCGGCGGCAGCAGCUGUAGGGCUCUGAUAGCAGUAACAGGAGGAAGAAUAGGAAGAAGAAAGAGGUCAAGUCUGAGGGCCUUGAAGAGAAGUUGUCCAACUCGUGAGUUUCGGUCCCCAUCGAUUUCUGCAGCACUUCCCCCUCUUGAUCUAACCGAGGAUAACGUCCGACAGGUCUUAGCCGACGCUCGAACCGAGUUUGCACAGAUUUUCGACAUUUCGGUGGGAAUAACUGGAGAAGCCGAGCUCUCUGAAGUUGAUGGCCCCUUCGUAAAGAUCAGUCUCAAAGGUCGGUUCUGGCACAAACGUUCCACAGUUUUAGCCAGGCUUGGUAAUUACCUGAAGCAGAGGAUUCCCGAAAUUUUGGAGGUCGACAUUGAAGAUGAAAAACAAUUAGAUGACAGCUCCGAAAACUUCUGAGGUUGUAUAACUUUUUCUUUACUA